Messenger RNA from Tinamus guttatus (white-throated tinamou), 1667 nucleotides. The record is from RefSeq and is a predicted model, not a curated record. Lineage: Eukaryota; Metazoa; Chordata; Aves; Tinamiformes; Tinamidae.
GUGGAGUCUCCCUCUCCGGUUCCCAGGAACCAGUUGUGGGGGUGUUUGGACAGGACAUCAUCUUGCCCUGCCAACUCUCACCUCCUGUCCGCCUACAAAACAUGGUGCUGCUCUGGAGGAAAUUUGAAACUGAAAAUAUAAUUAUUCGCAGCUACACGGACAGAGAAAACGAGGAGCUGCCAGGGAUUGGCUAUAAGGACCGGACGGAGUUGUUCCCCCAUGAGUUCAUCAGGGGAAACCUGUCCCUGAAGCUGAAGAGCUUGAGGAUGAAGGAAGCUGGACAAUAUCAGUGCUUUGUGCAAAGUGCAGAAGGAAACCACGAGGCCUACGUGGAGCUCCAGAUACAAGCUACUGCACCUGUGAAGAUUUCUGUGAUGGGGCCUGAGGGGUCAGGGCUAGGGCUGUCCUGCAAAUCCAUGGGGUGGUUCCCCAAGCCGAAGGUCCACUGGGCCACACAGGAUGGGCGAUCUCUGGAAAUGAAACCAGUGACCACAAUCACACAAAAUGAGCAGCAGCUCUACACUCUUGAGAGCCGCAUCACAGUCCCUGCAGGAAAGGAUGUUGGUGAGAUACGGUGCACUGUGCAAAACACCCUGACGGGCAUGGAGCGGAAUUCGGCCAUUGAGCUUGAAGGAGAUGUCUUCCCUCGUACAUCGCCCUGGCUACCUGCCUUCUGGGUGCUGUUUGUGUUGGUCCUCCUGGCCCUUGCAGCUGCAGCGUUUUUUGUUCACCAAGCCAAAGGGAAGGUGGACAGGAGGAAAGCGGAUCAGGAGAAGGCUCUUCUGGACAAGGACUUCCGACGGGCACGGAGUUACCAGGUGGACAUUGCCCUGGACCCAAGCCACAAGCACCCUGAACUCAUCGUGUCGGAGAACGGCCGAUGCCUCCAGUGCUCUCCCUCCUCUCAGGGGUCAGCCCCCUGCGUCGCUGUGGGGCACCGGGGCUUUGCAUCGCAGCGAGCUUACUGGGAGGUGGAGGUGGGCGAUGGGGAGGGCUGGGAGCUGGGGGUGCUGAGUGAGAGCACCAGGGCACAGGUGAAACAAGGGGAAUUAGAGGAACCACCCAAGGAGGGCAUCUGGGCCAUGGGGAGAGUGGAGGGACGGUACCACCCCGCCGAGGCUGACACACGGCUGCAAGGGCAGGAGAAGGCAGUCGUCAUUGGGGUGUUUCUGGAGGGAGAAUUGGGGAAACUCGUGUUUUAUAACGUUGCCACUAUGGCCUUGAUUGUGGAGAUCCCUGUGCCUGAGUCACAGAUGCUCUACCCUUUCCUCAGUCUCAGUCCUGGCAGUGGGGGAGUUGGCAGGGAUCCCCUUCGCAUCUGCCCCCUCAGUGACUGGGAUUUCCCACAGAUAUUAGUGCAGAAGCGAUCUAGAAAUGAUGCCAAGAGCAAGGGCAAAACAGGGCACCCGGGUGGCGGCUCCAGCCAGGAAGUGCUGGCAAACAAUUCGGGACCAUCCUCAGCAAGUCAAAACCCCGUUGCCUCUGGCUCCAAUGAUAGAGGGAGGCAGGAAUCCUGCCAGACAGAUCCAGAACCAUCCCCAAGCCCUCGGGAGCAUCGGCAACCCUCUGAUGAGGACAAAGCUGGAAUAACAGCAGAAAUCCCUGAGGAGGGAGGAUCCUCUCACACAUCUGGGCACACAGAGACCGAGAAGAAAGCCCAGACAUGA